Molecule: messenger RNA, 9432 nt
Organism: Branchiostoma floridae (Florida lancelet)
Lineage: Eukaryota; Metazoa; Chordata; Leptocardii; Amphioxiformes; Branchiostomatidae
Product: receptor-type tyrosine-protein phosphatase S-like
Biological process (GO): protein dephosphorylation
Molecular function (GO): protein tyrosine phosphatase activity; protein binding
Source: RefSeq, a predicted model, not a curated record
ACCCGGGGCAGCAAAAAUCGAUUUUUCAUUCGAAAGGUUAUCGGGUAGGACGUGUGGGAAUGUGAAGAAUAUCCGAGAGUGGGAAAGCAAAUAAGAGAAGAAUUUCUAGAGUGCGGCGCGGAAGCACGGUGCGAAGUCCGGCGCGGAGGGUUAUCCGGUCGUGAGGCAGAUAGCGGUUUGAAACACAGAGGAAGUAGGGACAGGACUGGUGGGGACACCCCAAAUUAUCCAGGAAUUCCGCCCAAAACAUUGGUUAAAACGCGGUACAAGCGAGAGACCAAUACGGAAGCCUACCAGGAUUCAAUCCGGAGAUGUGAUCGCGGAUAAGGACACUUUAGUAAGGCCAUAUUGACUGCAGAAUUGGACAGAAUUUCGGUGCAGUGGAAGCGAAGAUCAAGAUAUCUGGAUUUUGCUUUGCGUUUACGGACUAUCCUAGGAUAUUUUCUCGUCCUGGGACGUUCCUACUUAUAUUUCGAGAGACUGGAGCACGGGAAAGGAUUUUUACAGAAGCUGUGCUAGACGGACACGUGCGCCCGUGAGUCGGACCCAGACUCCAGACGACUUGCAGACAGGAAAGGACUGUUUGCCUCACACCUGUACUUCAGGGUACGGACUGUAGAGAGAGAAGAAGAGGCAUGACAAGAGAGAGGAGAGAAGGGGAGGGGAGGCGACUCCCGGCCGUGUGGUAUGCUGGCGUACUCAUGGCUUGUUUCACCGCCCUGGCUGCUGCUGAAGAACCCCCGACAAUCAUCCGCGCGCCGGUUGACGUGACGGGUAUCCACGGUGCCACCAUCAGCCUCGUGUGCGAGGCUAACGGAGACCCCGUGCCCACGCUCACGUGGACCAAGGGCGGCGGCAGGAAGAUCAACACCAGCAGCGGCACCAGGUUCGACGUAGUGCUGUUUAACGGAGGGAGGGGCUCCGUGCUGAGGAUAGACCCCCUGCGGACCCCGCGGGAUGACACCACGUUCGAGUGUACGGCCGACAACGGCGUCGGGGAGGCAGCUUCGGCUAGUGCGCUGCUACGUGUGCUAAAAGAGGACAGACUGCCGCCCGGGUUCCCGGUCAUCACGCGCGACCCCCAGCUGAAGGUCGUGGAGAAGGGUCGCAUGGCGACGCUGCUGUGCAGUGCGAGCGGAAACCCCGACCCUGAAAUCACCUGGUUCAAGGACAUGAGCCCAGUGGACAUGACCGACCCACGUAUUCGCCUUAUUGACUCAGACAUGGGGGAAAAGUUAUAUGAAGACCUACACAUCAGAGGAGCACUUCAAAUCGAAGAUAGCAAAGAAGAGGAUCAGGGAAAGUAUGAGUGUGUAGCGACGAACGGUGAGGGGUCCCGGUACUCCUCACAGGCGAACCUCUACGUCCGAGUGCGCCGGGUGCCUCCACGAUUCUCCAUCACCCCCACGGACGUCGAGGUCAUGCCGGGCGGUAACGUGAACGUGACCUGUGUCGCCGUCGGCGCUCCCAUGCCGUUUGUCAAAUGGCGCAAAGGAGCCGAGGAUCUUACGGACGAGGACGACAUGCCGAUUGGUCGGAACGUUCUCCAGCUUCUGAACGUGCGAGAGUCGGCGAACUACACGUGCGUGGCAAUGAGCAUCCUGGGAGUUAUCGAGCACAACGCGCAGGUCAUGGUGAAGGCGCUGCCCAAACCUCCGGACCAGCCCACAGUCAAGCAAAUGACGGACAGCUCCGUGACUUUAGAGUGGACCGAUGGUGAGAACAGGGAGCCCAUGCUGUCCUACGUCGUUCAGUGGAAGGUUUUCGCGUCCACGGUAGAUUACGACGAAGCGAGGGAAGUGACGUCCCGGCGCUACACAGUCCAGGGCCUCCAACCGUACACGGAAUACGAGUUCCGAGUGUCGGCUGUAAACAACAUUGGGCAGGGUGCGCCGAGCGAGCCACGACAGGCAACAACUGGAGAGAGAGCGCCAUCUUCCCCUCCCGUCGACGUGACUGCCCGGCCCAUCAGCUCCAGCACAAUGCUGAUCCAGUGGCGAGAACCCGAGCAGCCCAACGGCAAGAUCACGGGCUACAUCAUCUACUACACCACCAACCCCAAGCUGGACAUCACGGACUGGGCCAAGCAUCGCAUGCACAGUGGUCUGCUAACCACCAUCAGCGACCUGAUCACCAAGACAACCUACAACAUCCGCGUGCAGGCGGUCACCUCUGUCGGCAGCGGUCCAUUGUCAGACCCCAUACAAGUGAAGACAGAACAAGGAGUUCCCAGCCAGCCUACAGCAUUUCGUUGCCAAGGCCAGUCCGAGUCGAGCAUCCAGCUCAUGUGGAACGCUGCCCAGCUGGAAGAGUCAACGGUGGACAGCUACGAGCUGUACUACAACAGCAGCAUGACCAACAACGAGACCCACAUCAGCAUCCGCCCCACCGAGCAGUUUGAGCUCCAGAACCUCAAGCCCAACACCAGAUACCGCCUGCGGUUGGCCGCUCGGUCUGCGCGCGGCGUCGGCGCGUUCACGCCCACUAUCGUAUGCUCUACCGCCCAGACAGUUCCUGGUGCCCCUCCCCGCGAUGUAAGUGGUACAGCCUUGGACUCAGAGACUAUCCAAGUCCGCUGGCAACCCCCUCCGUCGGACCUUCAGAACGGGGUGCUCACGGGCUACAAAGUAGCGUACAAAGAGAAAGACGGACAAGGAGGCGAUACCAUCUUGGAUCUGCCCCCAACGGAGCAAUCCUGUACCAUUCCGGGGCUAAAGAAGUGGACGGAAUACGAAAUCUGGGUCCUCGCUUGUACCGUAGUCGGCGACGGACCCAGAAGCGAAGCACUCGUCGUGCGAACUGACGAAGAUGUGCCAGGUCCUCCUCGACGCGUAAACGCCGAGCCAAUCAACUCCACCUACAUCAUGGUUACCUGGCGACCGCCCCGCCCGGAACUGGCCAACGGGAACGUACGCGGCUACCAGAUCCACUACCAGAGGCUCGCGUCGAGCGGGGAGCCAGUCGGGUACCCGAUGAUGAAGGACGUUAUGAACCCAGAGACCGAGGAAAUGGCUAUAGGAGCCCUGGAGCCGGAUACGAAGUACUCAGUGCAAGUGGCAGCGUACACCCUCAAGGGGGAUGGACAACGCAGCAAGCCAAAGGAAGUUAGCACGCUUGGAAAUGUGCCCAACAAGCCGCCAGUGGAGCUGACCCGGACCCGGGACGGUGUUCAGGUGGAGUGGACCACACCGACUAGGACGUUUGGACAAGUCCGUGGUUACCGCGUGCGCUACGGCCGCAAGGGAGAAGACCUGCGCAUCAUGCAGUUCUCUGCGUCCACUGACUACUAUGUCUUCACUGGUCUCGCCAAGGGAACACUGUACGAAUUCCGUGUUGCGGCCAAGAACGGCGCAGGGGUCGGCGAAGAGAACAUCCAGCAGUUCGAAACCCCCGAGGAUCGUCCGGACGGUCCGCCUGAAAACAUCACUUCGACCGCGGUGGACGCCAGGACCAUCAAACUGGCCUGGGACGCGCCCACACUCCAGCUGAGAAAUGGCAGGAUCACCAAAUACAGCGUGCGCUAUAACGACAAGUCCAACAACGGUCCGGAGAUCACUAACAUCACCACCAUGCAGGAGAUUAUGUACAGGAACCUGCGGCCGAGCACGCAGUACGUGUUCCGCGUGCGCGCUCACACGAGUGUCGGCCCCGGUCCCUGGAGCUCCCUGGUCCAGCAGGGUACCCUGUAUGCAAAUCCGACCACUUCAAGCCAAACAGUUCCCAACACCAAACCAGAAGAAGAGAUGAUGGCCAAGCCCCUGAACCCCCAGGCAGAGACCCUGAGCCCCACGUCCAUCAAGGUGUGGUGGCAGAUGCCGGCCAACGCGCUGGACGGGCUGAUCGGGUAUCGCAUCACCUACUCGCGCAACCCCACCGGAGACGACUCUACCUGGCUCAGCAAGGAUGUUGGCCUGGUGACACAGGCAGUUAUAGGGAACCUGGAGGAACAGACUGAAUACAGCAUUCAGGUCACACCGCUGUACGUGAGAGGGGUGGGACCGUCUUCGGACAUUAUGAUCCACAGGACACAGCAGAACGUUCCUGGCACUCCGCGUAACGUCCUGGUGAAGACGUCUGACACCAACAGGAUGGUUCUGCAGUGGGACCGGCCCAUCGACGGGGCAGACAACGUGCAGAGCUACAAGAUUAAGUACUAUGCUGACAAGCAGUUCCUGGAUGAGUCCGGCAAGAAGAAGUCGUACGAGUUCAGUAACACCAUCGUGACCUCGGUCAACUCCAAGCAGCAGGAGAUCUCGGACCUGAAGCCGCACACCACCUACUUCUUCGAGAUCUGCGUCAUCCGCGAGAACGGCCAGGAGGGGCCCGUCAUCAAGACGUUUGAGAAGACGCUCAGAGAUGUCCCAGGAGUGGUGAAACCUCCAAGCUUCCAGGCCAAGGACUCCACUGAAACCACGCUUCCCAUGACUCUGGUGCGGAGUUCGGAGGAGAACGGACCUGUCGAGUCCUACGUGAUUGUAGUGGUCCCUGUUACGAAGGGUUCCGAUGGUAACUACGUGAUGCCUCGAAAGGCCCCCGAUGACUAUACUGAUGAAGAGUUGCAGGGAACUGUGCAGGCACUAGCAUCAUCCGACUCUGUCUUGCCGGCACGUCCUUACAUCGCUGCCAAGUACAAGGCUGAGGACUUCCCCACGGCGUUUACCGUUGGCGACGGGAGCAGGGUGAACGGGUUCUACAACAAGCCCCUGGAGACGGGGAAACACUACGUGGCUUUCCUGCGUGCCUACAUCCCACCUCGCCCCCCACCUGCUAACCCUGGGCACCAGAACACCUGACCCACCCCACGGACCCUGUGGAGCUCCGCAGACUCAACUACCAAACUCCUGCCAUGAUGAACCACCCUCCCAUCCCAGUGUUGGAGCUGGCUGAGCACAUCGAGCGACUCAAGGCCAACGACAAUCUCAAGUUCUCUCAGGAGUAUGAGUCCAUCGAGCCUGGGCAGCAGUUCACAUGGGAUAACUCCAACCUGGAGGUCAACAAGCCCAAGAACCGCUACGCUAACGUCAUCGCGUACGACCACUCACGAGUCAUCCUUCAGAACAUCGACGGAGUCCCGGGAAGCGACUACCUGAACGCCAACUACAUGGACGGUUACCGACGACAGAACGCCUACCUUGCCACACAGGGUCCUCUACCCGAAACCAUCCCCGACUUCUGGCGUAUGGUGUGGGAACAGCGCAGUGCUACUGUGGUCAUGAUGACUAAACUAGAGGAGAGGACCAGGGUGAAGUGCGACCAGUACUGGCCGACCAGGGGGACAGAGACGUACGGGUCAGUCCAGGUCACGCUGCUGGACACCAUUGAGCUGGCCACCUACACUGUCAGGACUUUCGCUCUCUUUAGGCAUGGCUCAAGUGAGAAGCGUGAGGUGCGGCAGUUCCAGUUCACGGCCUGGCCAGACCACGGCGUGCCCGAGCACCCCACCCCCUUCCUGGCCUUCCUCAGGAGAGUCAAGGCCUGCAACCCACCUGACGCAGGGCCCAUGAUCGUCCACUGCAGCGCUGGUGUGGGCAGAACCGGGUGCUUCAUUGUCAUUGACGCCAUGUUGGAGCGCAUCAAGCACGAGAAGACUGUGGACGUGUACGGCCACGUGACGCUGCUCCGCGCCCAGCGGAACUACAUGGUGCAGACGGAGGACCAGUACAUCUUCAUCCACGACGCCAUCUUCGAGGCCGUUUCCAGCGGCAACACGGAGGUCCCCGCCCGGAACCUGUACGCCCACAUACAGAAGCUGACGCAGAUCGAACCCGGAGAAACGGUGACUGGAAUGGAGUUGGAAUUCAAGCGGCUGGCCAAUACCAAAGCUCACACCUCCAGGUUCGUCAGUGCCAACCUUCCCUGCAACAAGUUCAAGAACAGAUUAGUCAACAUCAUGCCAUAUGAAUCAACACGUGUGUGCCUGCAGCCAAUCAGAGGCUGCGACGGAUCGGAUUACAUCAACGCCAGCUUCAUCGAUGGCUACCGACAGAGGAACGCCUACAUCGCCACGCAGGGUCCUCUGGCGGAGACGACGGAAGACUUCUGGAGAAUGUUGUGGGAGCACAACUCCACCAUCAUCGUCAUGCUGACCAAGCUGCGGGAGAUGGGCAGGGAAAAGUGCCACCAGUACUGGCCGUCCGAGCGCUCCGCACGCUACCAGUACUUCGUGGUGGAUCCCAUGGCUGAGUACAACAUGCCGCAGUACAUCCUGAGGGAGUUCAAGGUCACCGACGCUAGGGACGGACAAUCUAGGACAAUCCGCCAGUUCCAGUUCACCGAUUGGCCAGAGCAGGGCGUGCCAAAGUCUGGCGAGGGAUUCAUCGAUUUCAUUGGUCAGGUCCACAAAACAAAGGAACAGUUUGGACAGGAGGGGCCAAUCACAGCCCACUGCAGUGCGGGUGUCGGUCGGACGGGUGUGUUCAUCACCUUGGCGAUCGUGCUGGACCGGAUGAGGUACGAGGGCGUGGUGGACAUGUUCCAGACCGUCAAGAUGCUGCGCACACAGAGACCCGCCAUGGUACAGACAGAGGACCAGUACCAGUUCUGCUAUCGUGCCGCGCUGGAGUAUCUCGGCUCGUUCGACCACUACGCCAACUGCUAACAUGUCCGGCCUUCGCAGCCAAACGCCACGGACUCGUUCGCUCCAAGCAGCCAAAAUCUUUUGUACGAUUCAAUCAAUCCAACACCGAUACCUCAUGGACCAAGUUGCAACGAAGAGACAUCCUCGCUUGGCUACCACGCCGGACAUGCGUUAGUUAUAACCAUUGUUGUGUUUGUUUACUCCAAGAGUCUGCUUUAGUUUGUGGUUAAGUUGGCACCAAAUUUGUGCUCAACUUCUUCAAAAUUCAGACUCGGUGGUCAAAAAGCAUUAGGCACCUUGCAGAUAAAGUCAGAAGUGCAAGUGUUGAAAUUGAGGGUUGGUUAAUUUCUUGAUAGCGAUGGACAUUGUUUUGAACCACUUUCUCUAUAGCAGGCCUAUACAAGGAAGUCUGAAAUUUGGUUAUGGUUGUUGGUUGACACAGACUCAUAAAGCAACAUGUAUUACACUGCACACAACCUCUACUCAAGUCACUUACUGCCAGAGAUACUCGAACAAUCAAGAAGGACAGAUAGCCUCAGCAUCUUAGAGGGAAAAUUGAGUUCGUCUGAAAAAACAAGAAGUGCCGAAUUUGUAUCAUAAUGUUGUGAUGGACAAACAACAAAAUUCUGUACAUAAAUUUUUGUACCUGUAUUUUUAGUAGCUGUACUUUUAGUUGUGAAUAUAUUUUGCAUAAGGGAUGGAGAUCCGAAGGUUGCACAGUGCUACAGGACUGGGUAAAAAUCCAGACUUGUCAGAGCAUGGCUUAUGUUUUGAACAUGUACCUAUGCACGUUUAUGUGCAUUGUUGAAGAAUCCAACCAUUGUAUGAUAAUACGCCAAUGAAUUUUUCGUAUGAUAUCUCAUUAGUUGUAUUUACGUUGUUCGAGUGAUGAGCCAAGAGUCUCAUAUCAAAUAUUUUUGUAUGACGUUGAAAUUGUAUUAUCCUCGCUUUCAGCAAAUCCUAGGUUGUAUUUCGUAGGUUUGAUCUUCGUUUGUAAGCUAGACAGCUUGUCUGUGUUUAAGAUAUCACUUAACAUAGCAAAGAAAAGAUAUGCGAAUGUGUGUGUAUGUAUGUAUGUAUAUAUAUGUGGGGAGUUUCGACAUAUGAUGCCAUCAUCGACUUGGCAACUCCAAAAAUGGUGUAAGGGACCUGACCUGUACUCCUAUCAUAGAUUAACUAAUUUCUGGUGAGUUUUUGUUUCCUAAGACAUGCUCCUAAGUCUUCAACAAUUCAUUGUGAUUAUUUGUACACCUUUUGAGAUACAAACUUCCUAAUAUCUAUGAAUCUUUUUGACAUUUCUCUCAUCAGAAAAGAUUUCUUUAGGCACUACGGAACGUAAUGUACCCGGCUGCAAGUUUGUAAUCCCGUUUUGUUGAAGAUGUUUGUAGGAGUCAGAUGAAAUGGUGGUUGGCCCUUGCCUCUUACUAAGUUAUGUUCAUUUCCUUAUUGACUCAACUCCCCAGAUACACAUGCAACAUUUUGUUAAGUAUCUUAAACAAGUUUAACAACAGUAUAAAAUGCAGAAAAUCAAGAUUUUCGUUGAACUUUUCCUGUUUGGAAUAGCUGUCUCAAAGAUUGUCAAACUUCCUACUGCCAAUUUUGAUUACUUUGUUGAUGGGCUUGUCUGUCAGAAAGUGAAUACGUCUGUUACACUGUAAUGUCCGACGGUGCUAAAACCUAUGAUACCGCAAGAAGGAUGUAAGAUAUUUGCUUGUAUGUAAAAUGUAAUGAAACUUCACCUGUGUGCUUGUACAUUUUGAGUAUUGUGAAAGGUUGUAAAAUGACGGGGGAUGCCUUGUGUUCUGUAGAUUGUUUAGAAGUUCUCCAAAGCAUCAGUUCUUGUUUCGCCUCUUGUAUGAAAGUGAUGUCACCAAUUGUAACACUGCAACUUGGCCAAACUUCUCUGAAAACUUUUUGUAAUGUGUUUUCGAAGAACGAAAUCAUGGAUGUAUCUUACAACCAAGCAGAAGUUCCUGUUGAUAAGUGUUAUUUAGUAGAUGAUCAUUGUCUCAAGAUUAACAAAGUAGAAAUUGUCACAGCAUAGCUCUGCAGAUUUUGACAUCUGAAACCAAGCCUGUACUGUACGUACCCCAGAGCUCAUUAACCAAAUUUAUUCCAAACUCAAGAUUCAGAGUUUCAGAAAAAGAAUGCUUGAACCAAGUGGAGCAUGUCAGCUUUGGCCAACUGACGUGCCAGAAAUGUUACUGAGAAAUAGAGAGGGCUUCUGCAGACUAUGUGCAGGUUUUGUUCGUUGGUUGUGUGGUUAAUUUACAGUUCAAACAAGUUAAUGGUGCCAUGAAAUACUUACCUGACAGUAUAGUGACCAGUUUUAUGGUUAUGGGUGGUAACUUAGCGUUCCAGCUGUGUUUCGAACAAGUCAGUGAAUCGAUUGUAUUCAAUACUGCGAAACCACGAAGCAACACGAACAUGUCAAGUUUAGAGCGUAAGACCAGCCCAAGUUUAUGUCUUGGUUCGAAAUUGUAAAAAAAGAUUGUUUAGCGGUAAGGAACAUGCAUGACUAAAGUAUCACAUACUUUGUCAUGCACACAUGUAAAAAAUUAUACAUAUAUAUCAUUUCAUUUCAUAGUAGUACCUAACAUGCUGCAUUCAGUCUUAGAUUUCAAAAUCUGGAAGAAAUGUAUUGGGAAAAACUGAGAACCAAGUUAUAAGGUUGGUGUGGUCUGGAGCAGUUUACAGUAAGAUGUGUAUAGAGAGUUGGCACUGUAACGUCUGUAGUUACUAGAUCACCAUGUUCGAAGGUAAUCAGCCCCAUCAUUUGUAUUUACGCAUGUACAAAUUUUGCCAAAGAUUGCUGAUAAGCAACGCUUGUUUGGAAUAAAUUGUCUGAAAGUUAA